AUGUCACGUGGACAACAUAAGAAACUAAACUAAAUAGAAGAAAAUCUCUCAAGAACAGAGAGAUGAUCUGAGAUUUAUUAAAAGCCUUCAGUUUCUUUUUUUUUUUUAAAUAGAUUAGAUCUCAGAAUCAGAUUUGUUCUCAUCUCAAAUUCACCAUGAAAUCGAUGCACCGAGCUCCCCUAAUCUCUUCUUCCUCCUCCUCUUCCUCAAGCAACUCUUUCGUCUCAAGGCUUCUCCUUCUAUUGACUCUCCUCCCAGUCUCCCUCGCCUGCCUCGCCUUCGUCCUCCAAUGGCGAGGCGGCGGCCUCGCCGAUCCCGCCUCCGCUUCCAUCGCCUCCUCGACCUCAGUCCCUGGAAGCGUCGGCUCCGAUCUCAACCACGAGGUGUUUCCGGGGAUGGAGACUGUUUCAUCCGUCUCCCCGAAAGCUCACCAGUCCUCAUCAUCAGACUGCUCGAAUCUAGCUAGAAGCUCUUCCCCUUCGUUUCCUUACUACGGUGAUUGGAAGUUCGGUGUUGAUUCUAACUUAAAGCCUAAGAUAUGUAUAACGACUAGCACAUCAGCAGGAUUGGAUCAGAUUUUGCCGUGGAUGUUCUACCAUAAGGUUCUUGGCGUCUCCACUUUUUUCCUUUUCGUUGAAGGGAAAGCUGCUACGCCCGCCAUCUCUAAAGUGCUCGAGUCUAUUCCUGGGGUUAAGGUGAUAUACAGGACAAAAGAUCUAGAGGAGAAGCAGGCAAAGAGUCGGAUUUGGAAUGAGACGUGGCUAUCUUCGUUCUUUUACAAGCCAUGCAAUUACGAGUUGUUUGUUAAGCAAUCUCUCAACAUGGAAAUGGCUAUUGUCAUGGCAAGGGAUGCGGGCAUGGAAUGGAUACUUCAUCUUGAUACAGAUGAGCUGAUAUACCCAGCAGGUGCUCGUGAGUACUCGUUGAGACGGUUGCUUCUUGAUGUUCCUCCAAAUGUGGAUAUGGUUAUUUUCCCAAAUUAUGAAAGCAGCGUAGAAAGAGAUGAUAUCAAGGAUCCUUUCACAGAGGUGUCAAUGUUUAAAAAGAACUAUGACCAUCUUCCAAAAGAUACAUAUUUUGGAAUGUACAAAGAAGCAACCCGAAACAAUCCAAACUACUUCUUGACUUAUGGAAACGGCAAAUCAGUUGCUCGGGUUCAAGACCACCUCCGACCAAAUGGAGCACACAGAUGGCAUAAUUACAUGAAAACUCCCAAUGAGAUAAAACUGGAGGAGGCUGCUGUCUUACACUACACAUAUGCCAAGUUCUCUGACCUAACAUCCAGGCGUGACCGAUGUGGCUGCAAGCCUACAAAAGAAGACGUGAAAAGAUGCUUUAUGUUGGAUUUCGAUAGAUCUGCAUUUAUAAUUGCGUCAACAGCAACUGAAGAUGAAAUGAUAAGCUGGUACCGUGAACAUGUUGUGUGGGGAGACAAAGAGGUGAAGAUGAAACUCCUUAGGAAGGGUAUUCUGACUCGCAUUUAUUCACCAAUGGUUGUUAUACAAGCAUUGAAAGAGUCUGGUGUGUUCAGCUCGGUUGUCUCAUCAGCUUCAACAAAUCUUUCAAAGAAACAGUUCUUAGCAUCAAUGAACAAAAGCAACUCUUCAUCUGAUUCCCUUCCUUCAAAGGAAAAGGAGUCUCAGGGCGUCUCAGCAAGGCACCUUCUAGGAACUGAAUCAGCUAUCCCUCCUUUAUCACCUCCUGGGAUGGAGCACGCUAGAUUUGUCACAGAGGAUUAACAGAUUUUAGCAUCGAGCUGAUAACCUUUACUUCCUCCUCCUUACCGAGUGAUAGUGCUGUGUAGCUAGCUUGAGGAGGAUAAGUGAAGAAAAGGCCGGUUUGUAUGAUUUUUUGGAUGUAUUUUCCCCUAAAAUUUGGAGUUGAUUAUAGUGUGGAUAUAUAAUAUAUACUUGUUUUUGCCAUAUAUUCAACUUUGAGUUUAGCAUU
Raphanus sativus (radish) is the source of this 1947-nucleotide messenger RNA. RefSeq names its product glycosyltransferase-like KOBITO 1. Gene Ontology annotation, biological process: cellulose biosynthetic process; response to abscisic acid. Lineage: Eukaryota; Viridiplantae; Streptophyta; Magnoliopsida; Brassicales; Brassicaceae. The record is from RefSeq and is a predicted model, not a curated record. The transcript has 11 exons. The coding region runs from base 156 to 1739 and encodes 527 amino acids.